AUUCAGCGCCGGACGGCAGACGCGAAGUAUACCGAGAAGGGGUGGGUCGUCAGUUCCUGUCCUAUGGAAACGACAGUCGCGGCCUCUAGUGGAUCACGACGCUUGUUUCAUAAGCUUUGGUAAUUCAGAGAGUCGGCAGACGUACGAGCUUGCUAAAAAAUAUUCAAAAUUCAAGAUGGCCAUGUGUUACGAUGGUCUCUUGAAUUGUUGUCGUUAACUUUAGUUGUUUUGUGAGAAAAAAGUGUUUGUUCACCAUGGCUGACUUAAGUGUUGAUAUAUCAAAGUUGCCGGACGAAAUUAGAGACAAAUUAGCCGAAUUGGACUUGGAGUUAUCUGAAGGUGACAUCACCCAGAAAGGAUAUGAGAAGAAAAGGGCGCGUCUUCUCACGCCUUACAUUCCACAGCAACAGCCGCAGGAGCAUGUUAUGGAUGCAGUCGGCAGUCAGCCGAUGCGAGGGCCGCGCGGCGACGGCCCGGGCAGUCGGCAGCACACGCGCAACCGGCGCACUCACCGCCGGGUCACGCACAAUGAGAAGAGAUACCACUCAGAAGUGAGACAGGAGGCGGUGCAGCAGGCGCUCGCCGAGAUGCAAAACCGACCGAAGCCCUCAAUGCCGAUGCCCUCCAAGAGGACCUCCAUGAUGGCCAAGAGUCCUGACAGGGAGAGGCAUGAACUCUCGUCGUCGUCUGACGAAGACUCGUGCGCGGGCGAUGCGGAGUUGCCGCCGCCGCCGGAGCUGGGCUCGCCGCCCGCGCGCCGCCCCGCUGCACCGCACCCCCGCUCACACCCUCACCCCCUGCCGCACCACCCACGCGACCGCGAGCGGGACCGGGAACGAGAGAGGGAGAAGAAACACCCGCCCAGAGAGAGGACAGAGAUCGACCUCUCUGACAUCACGCAUUUGCCUGCAUAUGUCCAGCCGGACGUGACGCACACGUCGUCCGGGGCGCGGCGCGGCGGUGCUCUGGUCGCCGACCGCGUGCAGUGCUACGCCCAGCCCGAGGAUACCGGCACCGGCACCGGCAGGUGGAAGGUGUCAGCAAAAAUCCAACAGCUGCUAAACACGCUCAAGCGACCCAAGCGUCGGCCGCUGCCGGAGUUCUACGAGGAUGACGACAUCGAGCUCGAGCUGGCGGCCAAUCCGAAGGACCCUAACGCGCCCAAGCCGGAGGGCGGCACCAUGACGCCAGCGGUGGGCGAGCAGCUGGUCGUGCCGGCCGGCCUGCCCAGGAACCUGGAGGCAGCCCUGCAGCGCUACGGCACUGCUUCCUUCAAGGCCAAUGUUGCUACUGUCCUAGACCCAAAUGGGAAACUCAGCAAUUCGCUCACUUACGGCAAACUGCUCAGCCGCUCGUUGAAGAUAGCCCACGCGCUGCUCAAUAAGACGUUCACGUCCAAAACCAGUAGCGGUGGACCUCUCACCGGAGACAGCUCCAUCAAGCCCGGGGACCGAGUCGCGCUGGUCUACCCCAACAACGACCCGAUCAACUUCAUGUGCGCGUUCUACGGAUGCCUGCAGGCCGGGAUAGUCCCGGUGCCGAUCGAAGUGCCGCUGACGAGACGGGACGCGGGACUCCAGCAAGUUGGAUUCUUGUUAGGAUCGUGCGGCAUACAGUACGCGUUAACGUCUGAUGCUUGUCUCAAAGGUCUACCCAAGACAUCGUCAGGGGACGUUGUGUCGUUCCGCGGCUGGCCGUCCCUCCAAUGGGUGUCGACAGAGAAGCUGCCUCGGCCUCCGCGCGACUGGAUCCCUCCCCCGCGCCCCUCGGACGAGAGCCCCGCGCAUAUAGAGCACACGUCUGCUGCAGACGGUUCCGCAAUGGGCGUUAUAGUUACCAGGGCGUCAAUGCUGGCCCACUGCCGCAUGCUUUCGGUGGCGUGCAACUACAGCGAGGGCGAGCACAUGGUGUGCGUGUUAGACUUCAAGCGUGAAACGGGACUGUGGCACGCCGUGCUCGCCAGCGUGCUUAACGGCAUGCACGUCAUCUUCAUACCGUACGCGCUGAUGAAGGUCAGCCCCGCGUCGUGGAUGCACAUGAUCACCAAGUAUAGGGCAUCGGUGGCCAUCGUGAAGUCGCGCGACUUGCACUGGGGACUACUGGCGACCCGAGAUCACAAGGAGAUAUCGCUGAGCUCGCUGCGGAUCCUUCUGGUGGCUGACGGCGCGAACCCGUGGUCACUUUCCUCGUGCGACCAGUUUCUGUCCGUGUUCCAGAGCAAAGGAGUGCGCGGCGAUGCGAUCUGUCCUUGCGCGUGCAGCAGCGAAUCGAUGACGGUAUGCGUGAGGCGCGCCGGCCGCGGGGGCUCCUCUGCCGGCCGCGGCGUACUUUCCAUGUCGGGCCUCUCUUACGGCGUGGUCCGAGUCGACGCGGAAAACUCACUUACAUCACUAACACUACAGGACUGCGGACAGGUUAUGCCAUCAUGCGUCAUCGUUGUUGUCAAGAUGGAAGGUCCCGCAUAUCUCUGCAAGACCGACGAAGUUGGCGAGAUCUGUGUUCUUUCCGGUGCCACUGGGUCCGGGUACUGGGGCCUGCCCGGCCUCACCAACACCGUGUUCCGCGUCCGUCCGCUCGACUCUGAUGGUGAACCCAUCGGCGAAGAACACUACGUCCGCAGCGGGCUUCUGGGCUUCUUGGGUCCUGGUGGGCUGGUAUUCGUGUGCGGCUCGCGCGACGGCCUGAUGACUGUCACCGGACGUAAGCACAACAUGGACGACAUCAUCGCCACGGUCCUCGCAGUGGAACCUAUGAAGUUCAUAUACAGGGGCCGCAUCGCCGUGUUCUCUGUGAGGGUGCUGCGCGACGAGAGGAUCUGCAUCGUGGCGGAACAACGGCCCGACUGCGGUGAGGAAGAGCUCCGCCAACAGUCGUUCCAGUGGAUGUCGCGAGUGCUGCAGGCGGUCGACUCGAUCCACCAGGUCGGCAUCUACUGUCUGGCCUUAGUACAGCCCAACUACUUGCCCAAAACGCCGCUCGGUGGCAUCCACCUUAGCGAAUGCAAGCGACGGUUCCUGGAGGGCACGCUGCACCCCGCCAAUGUUCUCAUGUGCCCGCACACCUGCGUCACCAACUUGCCCAAGCCGAGGGAGAUACAUUCUGACGUCGGACCUGCUUCAGUGAUCGUAGGGAAUUUGGUGCAAGGCAACCGACUCGCGUCGGCGCAGGGCCGCGACAUGGGCUACUCUGAUGACUCUGAUGCCGCCAGGAAGUACCAGUUCAUCUCGCAGAUCCUGCGCUGGCGAGCGCAGAGCACAUCAGACCACGUGAUAUUCACGCUACUCAACUCGAAGGGUGCCGUGUCGAAGGUGCUGACAUGCGCGGAACUGCACAAGAAGGCGGAGAGGAUCGGCAUCCUGUUACUAGAGAAGGGGCGCGUGAACACCGGAGACCAUGUGGCCCUCAUUUUCCCCCCAGGGCUGGACCUUAUCUGCGCCUUCUACGGUUGUCUGUAUGUGGGCGCCGUGCCCGUCACCAUACGCCCGCCACACCCCCAGAACCUGCACACCACCUUGCCCACCGUCAGGAUGAUCGUCGACGUCAGCAAGGCCACGCUGGUCCUUUCCAAUCAAUCUGUGAUAAAGUUGCUGCGUUCAAAGGAGGCGAGCAACGUCCUCGACAGCAAGUCCUGGCCGCUCACUCUCGACACAGACGAUAUGCCCAAGAAGAAGCUACCGAUCUUAUACCGCGCGCCCACUGCUGAAAUGUUGGCGUACUUGGACUUCAGUGUAUCCACCACUGGAAUGCUCGCUGGAAUAAAGAUGUCUCACGCGGCGGUGACGUCACUCUGCCGCUCUAUGAAGAUCGCUUGCGAACUUUACCCUUCGCGACACAUCGCCCUAUGUCUCGAUCCAUACUGCGGUCUGGGUUUCGCCCUGUGGUGUCUCAGCAGUAUUUAUUCGGGACACCACUCCAUCCUCAUCCCGCCGUCUGAAGUCGAAAUCAACCCAGCUCUGUGGCUAAGCGCUGUCUCGCAAUAUAAAGUACGGGACACUUUCUGCUCGUAUGGCGUGAUGGAACUAUGCACCAAAGGUCUCGGCAGCUCUGUUAACCAGCUUAAAAACAAAGGAAUCAACCUGGCGUGCGUGAGGACCUGCGUCGUGGUGGCCGAAGAGCGCCCGCGUAUUAACCUCACUAAUUCCUUCUCGAAAUUGUUCUCCGCUUUAGGCCUCAGCCCACGGGCCGUGUCCACUUCGUUCGGAUGCCGCGUGAACAUCGCAAUUUGCCUCCAAGGCGCUUCUAGCCCUGAGCCGUCGACGGUAUAUGUCGACCUUCGCGCGUUGAGGAAUGACCGAGUGUCAUUGGUGGAGCGCGGCAGUCCUCACUCGCUGUGUCUGAUGGAAUCUGGAAAACUGUUGCCAGGCGUAAAGGUGAUUACGGCCAACCCGGAGACCAAGGGUCAGUGCGGAGACUCGCACUUAGGCGAAAUAUGGGUGCAGUCGCCGCACAACGCGAGCGGAUACUUCACGAUCUACGGCGACGAGAGUGACUAUGCGGACCACUUCAGCGCGCAGUUGGUGACGGGCAGCACGGGCGAGGUGUACGCGCGCACCGGGUACCUCGGCUUCCUGCGGCGGACGGAGAUCACGACGAGCGCCGGCGGGGACGACACGAGCGUGUCGGUGCGGGACAGCGACACGGAGUCGCUCGCGUCGGCGUGCAGCGCGGGAGGGCUCGGCGUGCCCGGCGACGCGCACGACACGCACGACGCCGUGUUCGUGGUGGGCGCUCUCGACGAGACGGUCACGCUGCGCGGCAUGCGCUACCACCCCAUCGAUAUAGAGAACUCCGUCAUGCGCUGCCACAAGAAGAUCGCCGAAUGUGCGGUAUUUACGUGGACGAACCUGCUGGUGGUGGUCGUGGAGCUGGACGGCAACGACAGUGAGGCGCUGAACCUGGUGCCGCUGGUGACCAACACGGUGCUGGAAGAGCACCACUUGAUCGUGGGCGUGGUCGUGGUGGUAGACCCCGGUGUGGUGCCGAUUAACUCACGCGGCGAAAAGCAGCGCAUGCACCUACGCGACGGGUUCCUCUCCGACCAAAUCGACGCCAUAUACAUCGCCUACAAUAUGUAAAAGCCGCGCACGCGCUCGCACGCCGCGCACGCGCACGCGCCCGACCGAACGCGCACUCUCAACAAAACGAACAGGUCAAACACUAACAACCGUGUUCUCUCUCUGUGUUCACUCCCUACAAUACGUCUUUUUCCUUAAAGAUUAAUUUGUAGCUCUUGACUGGUAUCGAUACGACAUUUUAUUAUUUUCCCUUAGUGAUCCUCACGCUAAUCGCGUCGCUUGUGCGCGAUACAAGACUGAUGGAAGUCUGAGCUCUGAUUCUACAAUUUAACGACGCUUGUGAUGUUUUAGUGUGCAGUGUUGACCGUGACUUGGCCGCGUUCGGUUCAAGUCGGUUGGUAGGUUAGCAAGGAUUGGCCCGCGGCGGCGCAAGUCGACUGAGUCAUGAAUCCGAGUGAUUCGAGUCAUUUAGUAUUGUCAGUAGGAAAGUUCCAAGUUUGUCGUCGAUUGACAAACGGCUUUCAAUUUUUUUUAUAAUCAUAUUGUUGUGAUUACGUAAUGUAAUUUAUAAUGCUAGCGCAUAUUUAACAAAAUAUUACAAUUAAUAAUAUUGAACUUAGAGUUAGUACUCCAUCAAUAUGAAUAUUGCAUUUAAUGUGCCCUGUUUGAUUUUGAUCUUUCGACUUUCGUUUUUUAAUGAUUGACAAUAAAUUGACAGGUUGGCGCUAUAAAAAGGCAAUGUAUCAGUUGACAUAAAAUGUGUUUGGAAAUUUAUAUGUUUAGUUAAUUUAUUUUGUAAGCAUAUUGUAUUACUAUCAAUAGCAAAUGAGAAUGAUUUUGUUUAUGACAUUAGUUUGUGUAGGAUACACACCGCGUUUAUUGUAUACUAUUGUUGUUCUUUUACCAUAAAAUUCACAAAGGAUAGUUUUGAAAUUUUUAUUUGGUGCUUUAUAUUACAAUCAAAAUAAGCGAUGCGUGUUCAAUGGCUCUGUUGUUAUACACUAUAAUCUGCACAAUAAGUACGAGGUGCGUUGUCCUGCACAAAGCGUGUUUUAUUAAUAUGCCGAAUUUGUGAAUGUAUUUUCUUUAUAUUUUAUGUAGUUAACCAUAUUCAAUGAUAGGCACGUAAGAAUUUAAUGAUUUCCGCUUUUACUCCAUGUGCCCAGCUCUGUCAGAUCUCAAGACGAAGGCAGAACUAUCACAUAUUAAAUAACUUUAUUAGAUAAUACGUGAAAAUAUAUAGCAUAGUCGUUUAGAAUGAUUAUACUUCAUUUUAUGUAUUAUGUUUCACUUUUUGUUUCAUCUUCCAUUCCAGUUUGCGUUCUGAACGUUAUUUUAUAUGCAGAGCAAAAGAAAACAAAUUAUUUUCAACUAGAUUCCACUAUUUACUAUAUCAUUUAUUAUUAUUUUGUAAUUAUUUAUUGCUAAAUUGUACAUAUAUUUUUGUUAUUUAAUUUUACGUUGAGCGCUACAACUGCGGUUAUAAGAUAGAGGUGUUUCCACUGUGGAGUUAAUGGUUUUAUAUGUAAGUACGUGAAUUCGGAACGUUUGGAGUUUUCGCAGGAGCCUACACGGCGCGUGUACACAUUUAGUUGCUUUUUGGAAUAUUUUUUAUAGUUAUUACAAAUGUAGUCAGUUGAAUAAGUGUAUUGUAGUUACUCAGUUUACGAACAAUUUAUUGUAAUCGUCGAUUAUUAUAGAAGGCAUAUGAACCCUUGAAGUGUUCGCUACACCACACAUUAUCGCACACAUGUUACGCUCGCAGCUUACCGACUACCGAAUAUUGAGUACGCACAAAAUUCCAAAUUCUUUAAACGUUGUACUUGUUUUGUGUCAUAUGUAUUGGUCUGUCGCCAAAGAUGUCGGUUGGAACAUUGUGACAUAUUAUAAUUAUACAGUUGUGAUUUUUCUGAAUCAAAUAAAUAAUAAACGUGAAUUCUGA
Messenger RNA from Manduca sexta (tobacco hornworm), 6957 nucleotides. It is a transcript of the gene DIP2, whose product is annotated as disco-interacting protein 2. The record is from RefSeq and is a predicted model, not a curated record. NCBI's taxonomy places the organism in Eukaryota, Metazoa, Arthropoda, Insecta, Lepidoptera, Sphingidae. Bases 255 to 5075 code for a protein of 1606 amino acids. The transcript has 18 exons.